AUGGAAUUAUCUGAUGAACAAUAAACUAAUACACGUACUAUUAGUAAAAGUAUAUACUCGGCAUAUGAACUAGUAAAUAAAAACUAUAAGGAUCAUGAUUUUACCUAUAUUUCUAUUGACCAGACUUUAUUUGUUACAGAUUAUGUUUUCAGUAAUUUUGAAGUUGAUAAAAAAAUGCAAUAAACAAUCAUAAAAUAAAUCAAAUAAAUGGGGAAGACUAAAAAAAAAUAAUUAAUAAAAAGAGAAGAUCUCAAAAUUUAUUUGUCUUAAAUAUGUAUGGGAUGCCGUAAAAGAUAAUAAACUGUAGGAAUUGAUGAUGUUGUAAAUCAUAUCGGCAUGGAUUUGGUCUUGGAAAUAGAAAAUAUGUGGAUUUAGUUCAAAGAACAAGAAAUAUACUUUAUAACCAAAGAAAAAACUAUAGAAAUUGUAAAGAGCAUCAUUUAAAGAUACAAAAUCGAUUAUUCCAAAGUUAGUAAUAUAGUUGAAAAAAAUUUGAAUUCACUUUAUAAACAUGUUUUCGUAGAAGACUUUAUUUCAUUAAUCACUUAAAUUGGAAAAGAGCAUGAUCUGCGCUAAAAGAAAGUGAAAAUAUAAAAAUAAAAUUGUGGAUGCACAAUUUUUUGA
Messenger RNA from Tetrahymena thermophila SB210, 624 nucleotides. RefSeq lists its product as hypothetical. Lineage: Eukaryota; Ciliophora; Oligohymenophorea; Hymenostomatida; Tetrahymenidae. The transcript is spliced from 4 exons. The record is from RefSeq and is a predicted model, not a curated record.